CAGCUACACUUCCCUAUUGCUGCUUGGUGCGUCUUACUGGUUCUGCCAGUGUCGCCGUUGGUCUCUCCCCACAGUCUUCAUUCGUACGCAGUCGAGAAAUAGAAGCGAAUUAGAAGCGCGGGGCUGUGGAUUAUAACUAGUAGAGAACUUGUGUAGCAUCAGCCGCCUGUGUAUUUUAGAGUCCGUAGGCUGGGCAUAGUCCACCUGACCAAGUCCACAUCCAUCCAGUUCCAUGGCGAUUAUCGAGUCGAGCAGUCGCUAUUUCUAAGUGUGUGUGUGUACAGUUUCCCUUUUCAUUUGGAACUUUUCUCUCUAUUAUAUAGCGGUGGUGAAUUGAUUUGAGUUAGCUGCUGUCGGGGUAUUAAAACGCCAACUUACAAACGUAAUAAAUCAAAGUGCCAAUUUUCACACAAACACGAUACCUCAAUCAAAACAACAACAACAACGUGCUGUCGACAUUUCUUUUUUUUUGAAAGUGUGCGCUGCGCUAUGCUGCGGUCAAUCGAUAUCCCGGCGGCUUUCGUGUUCCCAGUCCUACUGCUCCUGCUACAGAUUUUUGCUGUGACCAGCGUAUGGGGAACUUUACCGUUUGGCAACAGGAACGGCGAUUCGGGCGCUGCUGGCGGCUUCGUUGGCGGUGUCGGCGGAGGAAGACGCAACAACCCGCGGCUUCCAGUUAGUCCAGAAGCCUACAUGUCCAGUCCCGAGAUUAUUAUUUAUCGUGGAUAUCCCGUGGAACUGCACACAGUUUUGACCGAAGACGGCUACCUUUUAGGGAUACAUCGAAUUCCAUACGGUCGGACGGCAUUGUCAAGACAGAAAGGACCGAAACGGCCCGUUUUCUUGCAGCACGGACUUCUCAACAGUGAUGCUGAUUGGCUGAUCAAUCCCACAGAUAGAGCCUUGGCUUUCAUCCUAGCGGACCGAGGAUUUGAUGUGUGGCUGGGCAACGCACGGGGCAACGCUUACUCCAAGAGACACGUCAGCCUGGACGUCAACGAGGAGGAAUUCUGGGACUUUUCGUGGGAUGAGAUUGGACGUUACGACAUCCCUGCCUGCAUUAAUUACGUCCUUAGAAAGACCGGAAGUAGGAAGUUGACGUACAUCGGUCACUCCAUGGGAACGGCGGUUUUCUGGGUAGCGAUGAUCACCAAUCCUCAUCUGAAUAGCAAAAUUGAAGUCAUGAUGGCUCUGGCACCGGCCGCCUCUGUGGCCAACGUCAAAAGUUUCGUCAGGCUAUCGGCCGCCUUCGUCGAUCCAAUUGAAACGUUUCUCCGGCUCAUUCGAACGCGAGCCUUUUUGCCCAACACGGGAAUCCAUCGCCGAAUCCGUGAGGUAUUUUGCGAGCGGACCCUCAAGGAAGCUACAAUGUGCCGCAAUCUGAUUUUCCUCAUUGCCGGUGCCGACCCUCACAAUUUCAACAUUACGGCGCUUCCAGUCAUUUCGGGACACAAUCCGUCUGGCACUUCGGUCAGGACGGUAUCGCAAUUCGCCAAGAGCUUCAAUUUGGGUCAAACGUUCACCAGGUACGAUUACGGACCUCAGGGAAAUUUUGAACACUACGGUCAAGGGGUUCCUCCCGAAUAUAAUUUGAAGUUGGUCACGGCGCCAGUCUAUUUAUUUUGGGGUGAAAACGAUCUGUUAACAACUCCGGAAGAUGUCGCCUGGUUGGCUUCGAAGUUGCCAAACCUGAAAGCUUCCAUCCGUGUCGACUACCCGUACUUUAAUCACUGGGACUUUCUCUGGUCAGUGAACGUCAACGAGCUUCUCUACAAUCGCGUGCUCACUCUGUUGCCCUCGCCUUACUACACGGUGCUGCCUAGUGAUAAUGUGGUGCCGCUAUCAAAUACGUCCAGGACUGCCAGAGGUUAAUGAUGAUGGCAUCUACCAUCAGGUCAACCUUUCCUAUGAUGUCGACUGCCUCCUCACGAAAAUCAGCUCAAGAAUCGUGCAAAUAACAUACGAAUCAAUCAUUCUUCAUUAUAAAUAAUCAACUACUGGUACACAAGAUGAAACGGAGAUAUAUAUAUAUAUAUAUUUUAAUUUUACGGUCUUUAUUGCGAACAGCAUUAAAUUUUCUGUGACUUGCCUCAGCAGAACUGCCAAUCAAGAUUUUUAAAAUAUACAGGCGUUUUUCGAGUACGCCAAGUAUUAUCGUUAA
Molecule: messenger RNA, 2161 nt
Organism: Daphnia pulex (common water flea)
Lineage: Eukaryota; Metazoa; Arthropoda; Branchiopoda; Diplostraca; Daphniidae
Product: gastric triacylglycerol lipase-like
Exons: 12
Coding region: 490-1872 (460 amino acids)
Biological process (GO): lipid metabolic process
Molecular function (GO): hydrolase activity, acting on ester bonds
Source: RefSeq, a predicted model, not a curated record